Messenger RNA from Anopheles gambiae (African malaria mosquito), 4995 nucleotides. Its product is annotated as galactosylgalactosylxylosylprotein 3-beta-glucuronosyltransferase P. The record is from RefSeq and is a predicted model, not a curated record. Bases 1222 to 2499 code for a protein of 425 amino acids. Gene Ontology annotation, molecular function: galactosylgalactosylxylosylprotein 3-beta-glucuronosyltransferase activity. The transcript is spliced from 8 exons. NCBI's taxonomy places the organism in Eukaryota, Metazoa, Arthropoda, Insecta, Diptera, Culicidae. Gene Ontology annotation, cellular component: Golgi membrane. Gene Ontology annotation, biological process: carbohydrate metabolic process; chondroitin sulfate proteoglycan biosynthetic process.
AGCGAAUUGUUGAUGCUGGGGACAACACAGUCGAAUUCCAGCUCUUUUGACAGCAGCAGCAGCAGCACCACCAGCAGCAGCAGUAGUAGUUCAAAGUUGUUGGGGAAGGUAUCGCGUAUCGCCCGGCCAUCUACUAGGACCUAAAUACUCAUAGCCUCGUCCUGUCACGGGUUGAGGUCCGUUGUUGAGAGCACUCCAAGACACGAACCGAACUGUCCCGGGUCAGCCGAGUUUAGUGUGAAAGUGUGUCCAGGGCCAGUGUUUUGCAAACUGUUUCCAUUCGGUGGUGUGUGUGUGUGUAGUGCAGUGCUGUGAAAAAUUCAAUUUAUCAACCGUCACGCAGUGCCCAGAGCGGCGGCCAUUUCGCGUCUGUUACAAGUUGCCCGAACGCUUGACUCAGUGCUCAGGAAGCGAGAGUUUCCUUUCUUUACAUCACGUAUUCGUCUGUCACCGCGACGCGACGCCAGAGCACCACAACUGGACGUACCGGAACGAAAAAGGAUGCAGCGUGAUAAAUUGAACUGUCACAACACGAAAGCAUGCUUUCGUCGCUUCUUUUGAGCAUUUUGGGGCUUUUUCCCCCUACGAUAGCUCUAGCUUCACUCGAAAGCGACGCAUAAUCCGAUCAAGCGAUUAUGGUCCCAAGGAUAAAGGAAGCUGAAACUUUGUAAUUCACUUUGGAAUGUUUUUGGAUGCCUUCGAGAGCUUCGUUGGUUGUUUGUUCCGGUGGGCAACACAUCCGGAAAUUUGGUAUAGCUGGAACUCGAAUGAAUUGGAGUAAACCUUCUGUUUGUCUUAGAUCCAGCCUGAAAUGGUGAUGGCGAACGACUCAGUAAUUAAUGAAGAACAGCGAGAGCUUCGUUCGGCGGUUGGUGUGCUUCGCUACUUGGUGACGCUCACAAAUGGCACUGACAUUCAAUCGACGCGAGCACGUUCCAGCAGGACAGCGAACGCAUUCAGGUGCCGGCGAUAGCAUCGUCCAUCACAUUCGACCACAUCCGUCUGCACAAUCAUAUCUCGAUGAGCGGUGGCUUCAAGCGGCCUUCGCGCGUGCCACUGCUACGUAGUUAGGUUUAACAAAAAUAGCUUACCACCAGAGGGCGCACGCCCUGGGUCGCACGUUUCGCGUGUACUACUUGCCAUUACGCUACAUAGAUAGUUUAUAGUAACAAAAAACGAUAAGAUAUAUCAAACACGCAGCAGCAUUCAUCUCGAGCAUUGAUGCAGACGCAUUACCGAGCGGUAAAGCAAAAGGAAUCACAUUGUCGUCGGCUUACGGAUAUCCUACCAUUUGCAAGUAUGCUGCGAUCGUACAAACUGUAUCUGAUGCUGCUCGUUAGCUCGAUCUUCUUCAUCGUGUGCCAGAACCAGGGCUCUAUCACGAGCCUCGUCAGCAAUGCGGCGGCCGCAUCGUCCGGAUCCGUUGACGAUUUGCCGGAUGUGGUCGCUGCACCGCUGCAAGGCAACGAUGGUCUGGAGCUGCUGUACGGCGACUCGGAGCCGGCACUUGGAGCAGAGAAGAUCCGUUCGAGGAGCCUCAACUCUAAGGAUAUGCUGCAGAAGCUAAACGAUCGCUCAUCGUCGACUUCGUCCGCCACGAGUACCUCAGCUACGACCACCACGAGCACCACUACGGCAAGGACAACAUCCACAACGACAACAGCGAAAGUGGUACCGACAGCGCCGAGCACAAACGGAAUACUAGCUGGAAGUUCUUCAGAUGUGCUGUAUCGAUUUCCGGUGGACACGAAGCAGCUGCCCCCGCUGUACAUCAUCACCCCGACGUACCGGCGGCCGGAACAGAUCCCGGAGCUUACCCGCCUCGGUUACACGCUGAAACACGUACAGAACGUCCUGUGGAUUGUGGUCGAGGACUCGGAGAACCGAACUGCCAGCGUUACCCGGCUGCUGGAGGAGAUCGGUGUGCCAUUUGUGCAGCUUGCCGCGCCUAUGCCCGCCCAGUAUCGCAAGCAAAAGGUCAAACCACGAGGUGUGUCCAAUCGAAACCGAGCGCUACAGUGGAUCAGGGCGAACGCGACAGAAGGAACCCUAUACUUUGCCGACGAUGACAACACGUACAAUCUGAAGCUAUUCGAACAGCUCCGUCACGUACGCAAGGUGGCCAUGUUUCCGGUGGGUCUAAUCUCUAAGUACCAGGUCAGCUCGCCGGUCGUAAAGAAUGGUACGAUAACGGGCUUCUACGACGGUUGGCUGGGCGGGCGCAAAUAUCCGCUCGAUAUGGCCGGGUUCGCGGUGUCGGUCAAGUUUCUCCACAAACGCCCCAAGGCUCAGAUGCCAUUUAAGCCCGGGUACGAGGAGGACGGUUUCCUGCGCAGCCUGGAGCCGCUCGAGCUGAAGGAAGUGGAGCUGCUAGCAUCGAACUGUACGGAGAUACUGACGUGGCACACGCAGGCAAGGAAAAAUCCUCCCGCACCGGCCCUGGAUCGCAAGAAGUACGGCGGCACGAACCUGGUACAGCUGACCAGCUGGCUCGUGUAGAAAGAGUGGAACACGACCGGACAUUCGCUGAUGGUGCCGCGUUGGCUAAAGAAACUCUCCGUCUGGGUGUUUAGAGGAGAGGGCCCAUAAAGAGUUGCGUUUUUCCGCGUCGUAUAGGAAUCGAAUCUUGGGAAGGCAUGGCCCUUCCUACGCAUGUGAAAUGGCUUUGUUUAUUUGCGAUAUCAAUUUUCCGAUCAAUGUAUUUGAACCCCAUUUCCGCGAUACAGUAACUGGUGCUCAGAGAGACGGCAUUUCGGACGGACGGUAGGUGCGAUUGGUACUUAACAUUUUGGAAGCAACCGUCAUCAGGCUCAGUGGCCAGACUAUUCCAUUAUAGAUGUACAUCAUUCCGCGCAAUGGUUCGCACCAGUUUUACGCGAACCGGACUGACAAGCUCGAACACACCCACAGACAGAAUUGCAGUUUAUUCUUCACUUCAGCAACGAUCGACGAAGCUAUCUUCGCAUAUAAAUAUCAAGAAAUAAAUUACCAUUCUACUGAGAUUAAUGGUAGGUUAGGAUAUGCACCAAAGAAGUGGCCAAAACAGAUUGAUACCUUAAACACAUACCACACAAGCACACAGACAGAAGCAUAAGUUUAAGGAAAAGGAAAGUGAUGUUGUACAUAUUUAUUCUAAUGUUGGCUGUAACCGAGCGAGGGUCAAUGAUGGCCAUUAAAGAGAUCUUCAUCUCCAACAAAUUUACUGUCAGUAAUGUUUUAAAAGCAAAUUUGCGGUUCAAUGCUGUUCACAGCAUGGAAGAUACUGAAUCCUGUUUCCUUCGCUAGAUAUCAUGCAACCGCAGUGAUUGAAAUGCUGUUCUGCAUUUGAUUUUGGUGGUUGGUUCAGUUAAAUUUCAAUAGGCGAUUGAUAUUGCAAACAUCACAAAAAAACCGGCCGAUAACCGUCGUGCUCCGAGCUCCCGUAUUAUCGUUAACAACUCUCGUAUACAUAGUGCGUACAGCUAUUCGAAAAACAAUAUACACUUACAUGCUACAUUCACCUUUCUCACUUAUAAACACUCAAAUCAUGGGACUCGUAAGAAUGCAAACCCCCAACCCCCAAUGUCGCUCCCACAUGCUGGAGAAUAUUAGUCGUCCCCGAAGUUGUGGGGUCUUUUUUAGAUAGUAAAGUUUUUUAACAAAUUUCUAGUGAGUAGGUAACAUUUGUGAACGUACCAGCCGAGUUGGAAUUGGUCACAGCCGAAAGGGGCAGCUGGACGGUAUGUCCAGUCCCUUGACAUACAUACGUUUGUACAUAUAGUGGUAACCGAGGUAUUCGUUUUUACUUCAGCUCUUUAGUUAACGUAGCUAAGUGAUCAGUAUAUUGUUGUAUUCAGGCUCUAUUUUUAAGUGGUAGUUUUUAACGUCCACGUACUAGUCCACCUUUUGAGGGCUGUCCGGUGUCCGGCUGGGCGCACAUGGGGACAGUCAAAUGUAAUGAGGAGCACACCAAUAUACAUUGCACACUUACCGAAAGUACCUUUUCCAACGAUAACAACAACUACAAAAGCAUGAUGCAAAACAAUCGAAGGUGACUCCUCGUGCUCCCCAACUAGAAUACGUUCUCUCCACAACUCUAAACUGGGUGGAUGCGAAGCGUACGCAAAUAAACAAAAUAACAAAAACAAAAAACGGAUGUUCAGGUUCCUUUUUCUCUUGUAAGUUUUAAGCGAGCAUGUUUAACGUACACAAUAUCAAACAUUACUCAAACGUGUAUAACAACCCAAACCAAAAGAGCAUAAACUCUUUCGCGAACGAGCUUCUUCUGAUGUAACACUAGCUGUUUUACUGACUAUCUUAUCAAGUGUACCGUAGGAUAUCUAUCUCAGCGCAUCGUUUCGAGUUAGUCAUGAGCUUUCGUUGCGCGAGCAAUCUUUACGCCUACCAGUUCUCUCGUUCUAUUUGAAGCUUUCCACAAAGCUGGUUCGCUUUCGUUCCCAUAUCUCUCUGUGUGUUUAAUGCAGGCUAAUCUUUGAAUACGUUUGAUCGUUAAUUGCCGUUUUUCCAGCAGUAAACUUCCUCCAACAGAACCGUGUUGGAGCAGCUGGAAAAACGUUUUAUCAAUUGUGAGUGUUAAAUAAACAGUACAUUGGACAGUGAAACGUUCGAAAAGGAAAAAGAACCGCCAUGUAAGGUGUAUUGCGGAAGGUUUGAAAGCAUUAGCAAUAAGAAUCUCGAACCACGAGUGGCAGGACGAGUGUGAGAUGUGAGGGGAGAGAAGAAAAAAAAAACUUGUGAUCAUUAGCUGGGAGGGACAAAAGGAAAAAAAAUGUGAAGAAGAAGCGAAAGCGGAUGUAGGUUAGCCGGGGCUAGGGCGAGCAAAUCAAUCGAGAAGCAUGUAAACAGCCUGGAAACCGCCAGAACAGUCCAGUAAUCAUCCAGAUAAGUGAUAAUCUACUAUUUGAUUCACAGAUGUGAGUUUUCAGGAGGAUUCAUGGGGGCGAAACAAACAAAAUGAAACAAUAAACUUGACUUCUAUCUUACCGAUUUCAGGAA